CGAUUUUUAGUAAAGUUUGGUGUGCGAGGAGACAUCCCAUUUACAGGGAACUAGACGCAAGAGACAUUAUACUGUAUGAAAAGAUGCCCCCACAAGUACGUGAAAUAGUGCAUAAAGCAAUGUGCAUCAAUACUUCAGGAAUCCCGAACAGCGCAGAAGGGGCAGAUUUCAAGCUGGAAACAAUCAAUAAAAAGGGGCAAUUUUGGAUGCCCCAACGACCCACUCUAAACGACUGGGACAGAAUGUGCGCAAAUUUUGACAGUUUGGAAAACAUAAGAUCAACAGUUUUCAAAAACUGUGGUCAAAACGACCCACAAUUAAUUAGUGCUAAUAAGCGU
Messenger RNA from Owenia fusiformis, 338 nucleotides. Lineage: Eukaryota; Metazoa; Annelida; Polychaeta; Sabellida; Oweniidae. The record is from the annotation of a GenBank genome assembly.